AUGCAAAUAUUGAAAAUAGAGCUUUUAGAUGCACAUCUUUUGUGUGGUCUUGCCUCAACGAACUGCAACGAGCAUCGUCUGUUCCUUGGAUCUCGUCUUGAUUGCAAAUAUGUCACUGGAAAGACAAACCGCUCGCUUCGUCACUUUAUCGCCCAACCCCGUUUCCUUAAGCUAGGGAUCGAAGCUGAGAAGAUUAUCACAAUUGCAGCUACCAGUCCAAAUUCUAUUAUUGCAUUAACCGAGCUGUGUUCGCUUUACCUCAUCAAGAUCGAAUUUGACUUCAAUGGGCAAGAGCUCAAUUGGACUAUUUCUGAGAAACUCGUUAUCACUGAAAAAAUAAAAUGUGUACCAAAAGAAGCAGAAAUGAUUUUCUCGACGAAUGGCGAAUCUAAUACAUUGGUAGUCUACUCCCAGGAAUCUUCAACUUUAAAUACAAUAUCUUUCUCCACUGAUUAUGAAAAUCUAAGUGGUACAGUCAGCCAAAUAACCGUUCCUCAUAACUUUCGGUUACGGCGGGUUGAAUUUGUUGGCUCUUAUUACUUUGUUAUGACGUUGGAGGAGUGUUCCUCUCAUAAGCCAGCUUUUCAGUUUGUUAGCUUCUUUACUUCCGGUGAGGGCACACACGAGUUCGUGCAGCAUGAAGUGCUACCGCUAAAAAAGGUUCCAGUUGCUUCUUACUUUAACACUGAGACCGAAGAGCAUGUUAUUGUUUGCGUAAACAUGGCGAGUUGGAGUCCCAUUUUAGAGCAGGAUCUGAAUACUGAUUUAUUGGUACAGAGCAAAUUUACUUUUCUCAACGGCCCGUAUUCCUCAAAAGCUGUAACCGCGGCAAUUUGGAAACCUUUUCACACUGCUCGUGGUACUGAUCAAGUUUUGACGAGUUUCGAAUAUGCUGAGGAUGACAUAAACGCCAUUCAAAGUUUAAUAGCUCCCAAAGACACUAAUCCUGCUUCUUCAUUGCGACUUUUUUAUGCUCUUCUCAAUUCAACUGUAAAGGGCAGCUCCGAGGUUGCAGUCUUCUGUGUGGAUACACUAGGAUACAUUCACAAUCGUCUGGUAAAGCAGUUUCAUAACGCGACGCAAGGGCUUCAACAGCUGCUUUCUACCCGUCAUCCGAUUAAACAUCCUUUUCUGCUCUCUUGGAAUCCUCGUCACCUUCGUCGUGCACUUCGUUUACUCGGCCAAGAACAAGUAGAUGCAUUGUUUCAUGAUAUAGCAGAAGUUAUGCGUAGUUCUGUAUCAGGGUCUAUUUUUGAAGCGUCACGAUAUGGUGAAAUAUCAACCGCAGGAUGCAGUAUUGCAAUGCAUAUUAUCACACUCUCUAAGCAAAUGGGUGUGGUUCUUGAUCCCAAAGACACGGAAAUUUUGGCAGCCUUGUUUCGGUCCUCUCGUGAGAUUAGCCACGAGUGUCUUGCUUAUUUAUCUCGCAUGAAACUUAUCCUUGAAAGCUGUAUCCAACAGCGGCGGAUAAAUAACCUCCUUUACAUUGGACAGGGGAGAAUUACUGAAAUUCCGGAAAAUGAGGAGGCUAAUUCUGCACAGGGUGCAGAGUUUUUCCCUGUUUCCAACUAUUUUCACUCGAACCAAGCACUUCAGACGAAGUACGACAUGAACUCGUGGGCAGAUAUUUUGCAGACGCAUAUGUCGCAUCACAUUCAGGUAGCGGAGUCUGCAAUGCAGUAUAUCACGGAUGCGUACGAUUUCAACUUAACUAGCAAGGAUAAAGUUCUAAGUGAUUGGCAGUUUUUAGGACGAGAACCAAAUUUAGAUUCAACCUUCAAUCGAUUUGAGUCUACCCUUAUGGGAACUGCUUUUCAGGAGAAAAGGGAAUGA
Molecule: messenger RNA, 1833 nt
Organism: Phytomonas sp. EM1
Lineage: Eukaryota; Euglenozoa; Kinetoplastea; Trypanosomatida; Trypanosomatidae
Source: the annotation of a GenBank genome assembly